Pseudogymnoascus destructans is the source of this 2769-nucleotide messenger RNA. RefSeq lists its product as uncharacterized. Lineage: Eukaryota; Fungi; Ascomycota; Leotiomycetes; Thelebolales; Thelebolaceae. The transcript is spliced from 2 exons. Bases 1 to 2769 code for a protein of 922 amino acids. Gene Ontology annotation, biological process: protein ubiquitination; ubiquitin-dependent protein catabolic process. The record is from RefSeq and is a predicted model, not a curated record. Gene Ontology annotation, molecular function: ubiquitin protein ligase activity.
AUGGAAGUUGGCGAGAAAGCAGGCAAUCUGGACCUGGGCAAUGCGACGACAAUAUUCAAUCUCACACUGUGGACAACGAAGCAGCUGAAAUCUGCAGCGAACUUGACCCAGUACGCUCCUUCUGCAAAGGACCUCCUCCUGGCUGGACCACGGAUGGGGAUGAGGUUGGGUUCGUUUGUCUUCAAACUACCUCAUACUAUCGAUGAUGCAUUCGGCGCUCGAUGGGCCCAAAGUGUCACCACAGAAGCCCUCGACAUCGGCAGGGUUGAAGUAACCUCGAAUACAGCAACAAUGGUGGGGGAGAUGGCAGGGUCGGCAAUAAUGGACAAUCCAGCAAACGUCGCUCCAAGCCUAACAUCCAAAAUAUCAUUGGAAAGUGGUCGAAGUUUUGGAAACAUGGUAGCAUAUGCGACAAGUCGCUGGAGUUUGGGAUGUUUCCUGAUGGCCAUCAUUGUGAACCGAACUCAGGUUUACGCUUCAACACGUCGACCUCUUGCGCUGGGGAUCCGCACAAGACUGGCUCUCAGGGCCCUUCCAAUUAUUAUCCUAGCGAUACAAGCUCGCUGGCUUCUCCAAUCUAUACAAUGCCAAACUUCGCCGGACUUUGGUAUGCUUCGGUGGGGCAAUGCAACAAAAACGUCUGAGCUCAUGUUUACACAAAAUGGAGGGCCGUUGCAUACCAUGAGCACCAUCCUGCUACUUGGGGCCUCCGAUGGGGAUUCAUGCCGUGCUGUGAGAAUGGUCCCCCCUAUAGAGGAGGACCAAGCCGAUCCACAAGUACUGAACAGCCCACCGAAGCUUUCGGGAUCACUGGCGAUGCUGUGGCCCCUGUUCCAAUCCUUAUGUGUUAGUCAGUUCGUGGAAACUCUCUCCUGUGCUGUCCAAGGUCGCCAUGUCGCAUCGGAAACUGGUAUGACUUUGUUUGAACACUCCCUGACGUUUGCAGAAGCCGAUGCAGCUAUCAGUUCGUCACUCGGAUGGGGCCCGUUUGGUGGAACACCAUCAAAAAAGAAUCUAGAUAGUCACACAAAGACGUUCUCGGAUACAUCGAAUAAUUCUGGGACAUCAAGCAGAUUUCCAGAAAUUGCAAUCAGUCGGUCGAUGAUCAUGCAGCGGAUCAAUACUCCAGCAGAAGUUCUUCUCAUCGGUUUCCUUUCAAGCAUGAGCCAUAUCACGAGUCAUAUUCUUGGCAUUUUCAACCUUCAGGGCCGAUUUAGGCUGUUGAGCACCGCAUUCUGGGGACUCUGCUUCAUGGCAAUGAUAACCCGUAGUAUUGUUGACUUCUCUGUCGAUGAUGCCUCUAAUCAGAGUCUGCUUAGAUUCCCCACCGUCUGCAUCAUUGGGUUUAUUCCGCAUCUGAUGAUACUCGCCGGAAUAUUACUCUGCGCGGCCAUAUAUGGCUUUGCCAUUCUCUUAGCUGCCUUAGCACCACCGCAUGGCGUUCAACCACAGAGAGGAUCAUUUUUACGAAAUCUAGCAGCAGCGCAUAAUAAUAUGCAAGCUAGCGUUCCUUUGGGGAAUAUCCGUGUUAGCCUGCAUAUGGACUUCUAUUCGGCUCUCCUUAAGAUUGGGUUUAGUGCUUUAACUAUGGCGAGCCAAGCCGUCUAUCUCAACGAGAGCCUCGAGGUCAAUAUUAAACAUCAGACAUGGCUUGAGGAUGAGAGACUACGAGAGAUUGAAGAGACAGGAGCACAUUGGCUGGGACCAAACUUUCGUCAGGGGAUGGGGGACGGCUCUGGCCUUGUUAUCAAUAAGGACCAUCUGUCAGCAAGGAGUGGGUAUGCAAGAGAGAGAGUUGCACAAGACCCUGGGAAAGCCAAACCAUCCGACAAAAUCGUACGGGAUGGGGUUGGUGCCACAGAAAGGAGCGGAAGAUGGAUUAUGGCCUUCGAAUUUCUGGCUGGAAUUGCUAAGCUUAUUGCUAGCUGGUUUGCCGUGGUUGCAAUUAAGGUGUUGGCCCGAUUGGGGGUCCGUGGUAGGCCACUGUGGCUACACUGGCUUGUCAAGAACAAGAGUGCAACCCAAACUGCUGCGACCAAAAGAGACGUCAAAGGUCCGGAACCCGAGACCUUGGAUUUUUGGCUAUUGAAUAAUGAGGGGGAGCUAAUGCUGCCCCCGGAUGACAAUGUCGACGUUGAACUUGAAAUGAGGCGCCACCUUCGAGGUGACAAUCCACGAUGGUCUCCUCAAGACGAGCAGCAACUCGAUUCAAACCUGUACGGCUGGUGGUUGAAAGGUGGUUGGUGGGGAGGGGAUGACAAUAGUGGACAGUUCGUUCCACGGAAUAGCGAGGUGGAGGAUGAUAUGACAAGUAUGAUCUCAACAUCUGAUAUAUCAACCGAUCAGGGUUGGGACUCAGAAAGUGACGAGGAUAGUGGGCAACGGACGCCAACUCAGAAAUAUUUGUUUAUAGAUCGAGAGUCAACCCCAGUUCCGGAUACACCCCUAUCAUCCGCUGAGCUGGCACGGCUACUAAAUCCACAGACUCCAGAUCAACGUGCCGAAGCUCAGACUUUAGCUGCACACUUAGGCAGCGACACUAUCAUGACUCGUUCACGAUAUCGAGACCUGCACCAGCGAGAGAAAGCAAAGGUUCUGAUGUCAACUCGGCUUCGCCCUUCGCACCUCCAUGACGUUGAAAGGCUCACUCCCGAAGAGGAAUCCCAGCUGCUCGAAUAUCUUAUCGUUUCACGUCGUCACUCCUCAGGAAGCGCCACUGUUGCCACAUCUGAGCCAUCGUCAUGGGCCGAAGGGGCAUCCGGGUUUUAG